This is a messenger RNA of Trichosurus vulpecula (common brushtail), 1209 nucleotides long. RefSeq names its product LIM homeobox 5 (gene LHX5). Gene Ontology annotation, biological process: regulation of transcription by RNA polymerase II; neuron differentiation. Gene Ontology annotation, cellular component: nucleus. Bases 1 to 1209 code for a protein of 402 amino acids. The transcript has 5 exons. Gene Ontology annotation, molecular function: RNA polymerase II transcription regulatory region sequence-specific DNA binding; DNA-binding transcription factor activity, RNA polymerase II-specific. Lineage: Eukaryota; Metazoa; Chordata; Mammalia; Diprotodontia; Phalangeridae. The record is from RefSeq and is a predicted model, not a curated record.
AUGAUGGUGCAUUGUGCCGGCUGCGAGCGGCCCAUCCUGGACCGGUUUCUGCUCAACGUCCUGGACCGCGCGUGGCACAUCAAGUGUGUUCAGUGUUGCGAGUGCAAAUGUAACCUCACCGAGAAGUGUUUCUCGCGGGAAGGGAAACUCUACUGCAAGAACGACUUCUUCAGGCGGUUUGGCACCAAAUGUGCUGGGUGUGCGCAAGGCAUCUCUCCCAGCGAUCUGGUUCGGAAGGCCCGAAGCAAAGUAUUUCACCUCAACUGCUUCACCUGCAUGGUCUGCAACAAGCAACUGUCUACGGGCGAGGAACUCUAUAUUAUAGAUGAGAACAAAUUUGUUUGCAAAGAGGACUAUUUGAACUCGCCCAGUGUCAAGGAAGGCAGCCUCAACUCAGUGUCAUCGUGUACGGACCGAAGUUUGUCCCCAGACCUCCAGGACCCUCUCCAAGACGACCCCAAAGAGACAGACAACUCGACGUCGUCCGACAAGGAGACCACAAACAACGAGAACGAGGAACAGAACUCCGGCACCAAGAGACGGGGGCCGCGCACCACCAUCAAGGCCAAGCAGCUGGAAACGCUCAAGGCCGCCUUCGCCGCCACACCCAAGCCCACGCGCCACAUCCGCGAGCAGCUGGCACAAGAGACCGGCCUCAACAUGCGGGUCAUCCAGGUCUGGUUCCAGAACCGUCGGUCCAAGGAACGCAGGAUGAAGCAGCUGAGCGCUCUUGGUGCGCGGAGACACGCUUUCUUCAGGAGUCCGAGGCGCAUGCGCCCACUGGGUGGCCGACUGGAUGAAUCGGAGAUGCUGGGGUCCACCCCCUACACUUACUAUGGAGAUUACCAAGGAGACUACUACGGCCCUGGAGGGAACUACGACUUCUUCCCGCACGCCCCGCCCUCACAGGCGCAGUCGCCCGCGGACUCCAGCUACUUACCGAACUCAGGGCCCGGCUCCACCCCGCUGGGGCCCCUGGAGCCUCCCCUCCCAGGGCACCACUCUUCAGAAAACCAAAGGUACACGGAUAUGAUCUCGCACCCGGACACGCCGAGCCCCGAGCCGGGCAUGACUGGCUCCCUGCACCCCAUCCCGGGCGAGGUGUUCACCGGGGGCCCCAGCCCACCGUUCUCUAUGUCCAGCACUAGUGGUUACAACGGGCCACUGUCACAUCCCAACCAGGAGCUGAACGAGGCCGCCGUGUGGUAA